GCGAAGCUGGUCGUUCGGACUCGGAUAAUUAAGUGGACCGAGAGGAUUGUAAACGGUGCUAGCGUGGGCUCGCGCAUGCAUGUGUUUGUUGUGGGUGGACGUAGGCACGAAUGAGUUUAAUGUUAAUUUAAUUCUUAACAAUGAGGAUUGCUGUGGAAGGUUGUGCGCACGGUGAAUUGGAACUUAUUUAUGACGCCAUCGCCGAGGCUGAGAGAUUUGAUGGGAGAAAAGUUGAUUUACUCCUUUGUUGUGGCGACUUUCAAGCCACGAGAAAUAGCAAGGACCUGACUUGCAUGGCUGUGCCAAACAAGUAUAAAGAUAUCGGUACAUUUUACAAAUAUUAUUCCGGAGAAAAAGUAGCCCCGAUACUUACAAUUUUUAUAGGUGGAAAUCACGAAGCAUCGAAUUAUCUUCAAGAAUUGGCUUACGGUGGCUGGGUUGCACCAAAUAUUUAUUACUUGGGUUAUGCAGGCGUCGUCACAGUUGGUGGUUUACGAAUAGCAGGUCUUUCUGGAAUAUAUAAAAGUCACGACUAUAUGCGAGGUCACCACGAAUAUCCACCUUACAACGACAGAACGAUACGUAGUGCUUAUCACAUUAGAAAUUUAGAAAUAUUUAGAUUAAAACAACUUAGCGGUAGAAUAGAUAUGUUUAUGACACACGACUGGCCUUUAGGAAUAACUGAUUUUGGCAAUGUAAAAGCGCUACUUAGGAAAAAGUCUUUUCUAAAGAGAGAUAUCGAUAAUAAUGUUCUCGGUAGUCCGCCAGGAAUGGAAUUAUUAAAGCUACAUUAUCCAUCGCAUUGGUUCGCUGCGCAUUUACAUUGUAAAUUUGAAGCUAAAGUAACCAAGAUAAAUGAUACAAAACACACAAAAUUUUUAGCAUUGGACAAAUGCUUACCGAGGAGAAACUUUUUAGAAAUAAUUGAUGUCGAACACGAUAAAAGCAUUCCGAUUGAACUUUGCUACGAUUUGGAAUGGCUUACAAUUUUAUUUUUAACAAAUCAUUUAUUGAGUAUUAAAACGACAAUGUGCUAUAUGCCUGGACCAGUUCAACAAGGAAGAUGGGUUUUCGCUCCGACCGAGGAGGAGAAAAACAGAAUACAUAAUAAAUUUAGUUAUAAUUUAACUAUACCAUUAAAUUUCAAAGAAUCCGUCGAACCAUACAAUCCUGAAAUGGGAAAUAGACACGUCAGUCAACCUAAUUUAGUACUAAACGAACAAACUACGGAAUUUUGUAAUAAACUUGCAAUAGACGAUCCUUUUGCAUUAUUGAAACUUGCAAAUGGUAUCGCCGACGAAAGCGAAUUAAACUGCAGUAGUGUCUCAUUUUUAACGAGUACACCAUCGAAACAGUCGUUUUCCCAUACCGAUUUGUCGUGCUCUACCGAAGAUGACGAAGCCGUAAAUUUUAUAAUAGAUACAUCUCCGAGUUAUACAUUGCGUCCAAUAAAAUCAUUGAAGCUACCUGCCGCUAAAAACGACAGUACAAUGUCUAUAAGCGAUUCGUUUAAUUCUGACAUAGAAAUUAAAACUGAUGCUUCGAAAAGUUCUAGUAGCGUAGAAAUCAAGGGCGAUCAUACAGCUGUAGAUGUUGAAGUUACAGUUGAGCCUAAUUGUAAAAAAUUGAAACGAAGGAAUCAAUCGAUUUAUACGGAUGCAGAAUGUAUUACGUAGCGAUAUUUUUCGCUAUAAAAAAUUGUAUCGAAUAUGAUUUUUUUAUUGUAAACUUUGCAAAUGCAAA
Messenger RNA from Ceratosolen solmsi marchali, 1743 nucleotides. Its product is annotated as lariat debranching enzyme. The transcript has 5 exons. The record is from RefSeq and is a predicted model, not a curated record. NCBI's taxonomy places the organism in Eukaryota, Metazoa, Arthropoda, Insecta, Hymenoptera, Agaonidae. Gene Ontology annotation, cellular component: nucleus. The coding region runs from base 141 to 1676 and encodes 511 amino acids. Gene Ontology annotation, biological process: mRNA splicing, via spliceosome. Gene Ontology annotation, molecular function: RNA lariat debranching enzyme activity.